Falco peregrinus (peregrine falcon) is the source of this 5812-nucleotide messenger RNA. RefSeq names its product nuclear factor of activated T cells 1 (gene NFATC1). Gene Ontology annotation, cellular component: transcription regulator complex. Bases 345 to 3200 code for a protein of 951 amino acids. Gene Ontology annotation, molecular function: DNA-binding transcription factor activity, RNA polymerase II-specific; transcription factor binding; RNA polymerase II cis-regulatory region sequence-specific DNA binding. The record is from RefSeq and is a predicted model, not a curated record. Gene Ontology annotation, biological process: cytokine production; regulation of transcription by RNA polymerase II; calcineurin-NFAT signaling cascade. The transcript has 11 exons. Lineage: Eukaryota; Metazoa; Chordata; Aves; Falconiformes; Falconidae.
GCAGCCCUGCGUCAGAGCGAGACUUCCCCGCUCCGCACACCCCCUCGCCCCCGGCCCCGCCUAAGGCACCGGGCGGGCGGGCAGCGCCCGCCGCCCCGUCGCGGGCAGUGCCGCCGAAGUCCCCACGCACACCCGCCCUCCCCUCCAUGCCCCGGCCCCGGGGGGGCGGCGGCGGCGGCGAGCUCGUGUGCCUACGCGGGCGCGGCUCCCACGCCGGGGGCGGCGCGGCCCCGGCCUCCGGGGCGUGAAGGCGGGCGGGGGGGGGCGCGGCAGCGGGGCAGGCGGCGAGGGGCCCGACAGCGGCCCGGGGCGCGGCGCCGGGGCUCCGCCGCCCCGCCGGGUGGAUGCCAAGCGCUGCCCCGCCGGCCGCCGCCGCGCCGCCGUCGCGGGACCCAGGCAGCGGGAGAGAGGGGCCGGCGGCGGCCCCGCAGCGCGGCCCGCGCCCGCUCGGCAGCACCAUGAAGGCGGCAGAGGAAGAACACUAUAAUUAUACAUCUUCAAAUGUAAAUGCUGGCUUGCCUCUAAAUGUGGCACAUUCCUCAUUGUCAACUCCAUGUCAUGGCCUUCAGGCAUCAAAUCCCGUCAUUUCAGUUGUCCCAUCAACAAAUCAUCCUUCUGGUUACGGAGGACACAUCGAUGGUGGGGCCUCCGACUACUACCUGCCACCAAACAUCAGACCUAAUGGAGCUCCAGCGCUAGAGAGCCCUAGAAUUGAGAUCACUUCUUACAUGGGACUUCAUCAUAACAAUAACCAGUUUUUCCAUGAUGAGGUUGAGGAGGCCAUCCCAAAUGCCAAGCGGUCACCUUCCACUGCCACUUUGAACUUACCGAACAUCGAGGCGUACAGAGACCCGUCCUGCCUGAGUCCAGCGAGUAGCUUGUCUUCCAGAAGCUGCAACUCUGAAGCGUCUUCCUACGAGUCCAACUACUCGUAUCCGUACACGUCACCCCAGACCUCCCCGUGGCAGUCGCCGUGCGUCUCUCCGAAGACCACUGACACAGAGGAGGGCUACCAGCGCAGCAUGGUGGCCUGCACUCUGCUCAGUUCCCCAAGGCACUCUCCGUCAACGUCUCCCAGGACGAGCAUCACAGAGGAGAACUGGCUGGGGGCUCGCAACUCCAGACCUCCGUCUCCCUGCAACAAGAGAAAGUAUAGCCUCAACGGCCGGCAGACCUCCUACUCCCCGCACCACUCCCCCACACCUUCCCCACAGAACUCACCACGAGUGAGCAUCACCGAUGAGACAUGGCUGGGGAACACUAACCAGUACACCAGCUCCGCCAUUGUUGCCGCCAUCAACGCCCUCACCACUGACAGCACCAUAGAUAUGAACGAUGGGAUUCCCAUCAAGUCAAGGAAGACUGCCAUCGACCAUACCCCGUCCAUGACUCUCAAAACUGAACCGGCUGGCGAGGAUCACGGGACCAUAUCGCCAACCGCCGAUUUGUCACCAGAGGAUUUCUCCAGCUUUCAGCACAUCAGGAAGGGAAACUUCUGCGAGCAGUACCUGUCUGUGCCACAGCAUCCCUACCAGUGGGCCAAACCAAAGUCUCUGUCUCCAACAUCCUACAUGAGCCCAUCCCUGCCUGCCCUUGAUUGGCAGCUGCCAUCUCACUCAGGACCUUAUGAACUGCGUAUUGAAGUGCAGCCGAAAUCCCACCACCGAGCUCAUUAUGAGACAGAAGGCAGUCGAGGGGCUGUGAAGGCAUCUGCGGGGGGCCACCCUAUCGUGCAGCUACACGGUUACUUAGAAAGCGAGCCACUCACGCUACAGCUGUUCAUUGGGACUGCAGACGACCGCCUGCUGCGACCCCAUGCUUUCUACCAGGUUCACCGAAUCACUGGGAAGACCGUUUCCACCACCAGCCACGAAACGAUACUUUCCAACACCAAAGUCCUGGAAAUUCCACUUCUGCCAGAGAACAACAUGAGAGCAAUCAUCGACUGUGCCGGGAUAUUAAAGCUCCGAAACUCUGACAUCGAGCUGCGCAAGGGAGAGACAGACAUCGGUCGCAAGAACACACGCGUGCGGCUGGUCUUCAGGGUUCACAUCCCACAGGCCAACGGCAGGACCCUCUCCUUGCAAGUAGCCUCCAACCCCAUUGAGUGCUCUCAAAGAUCUGCCCAAGAACUGCCUCUGGUGGAGAAGCAAAGUACUGACAGCUUUCCUGUUAUUGGAGGGAAAAAAAUGAUACUGACCGGCCAUAACUUUCUGCAAGACUCCAAAGUCAUCUUUGUGGAGAAAGCACCAGAUGGUCACCAUGUGUGGGAAAUGGAAGCCAAAACCGACAAAGAAAUGUGCAAGCCAAAUUCAUUGGUGGUGGAGAUUCCACCUUUCCGCAAUCAGAGAAUUACCAGCCCUGUUCAGGUCAACUUCUAUGUCUGCAACGGAAAGAGAAAGAGAAGCCAGUACCAGCUUUUCACCUAUCUUCCUGCUAAUGUUCCAAUUAUAAAAACAGAACCCACAGAUGACUAUGAGCCUGCUCAAACCUGUGGACCAAUGAACCAAGGCUUAAACCCUCUCUCUAAACCAUACUACAGCCAGCAGAUCAUGAUGCCCCCCGACCCUGGUUCAUGCCUCGUGGCUGGCUUUGCCUCCUGUCAGCAGAGAAACACCGUGAUGUCACCCUCUCCCAACGCAAGCCCCAAGCUGCACGACCUUUCGUCCUCUCCUUACAAGUGCAUCCCCAACCCGGGCCACAGUCACCUCGGACUUCAGCAGCCCGCUGGAGGUGUCCCCACCAUUCAGGAAGUGCCAAGGUCUAUAGUUGUGCACCCAAGCUCCCCCGAGCAAUCAUCUCACAUCAUGCUGCAGCCGCAGGUGAGUCAACAUCUGAGCAGUAGCUGUCCCCUUGGUUAUCAACAAACACUCUAUCCCAACAGUCCCUCUUCUCCAGUUCCAUCUGUUACCCAAGAGCCAACCUAUUUGCAGUCCUGCAGUCCAACUCACUCAUCCAUAAUGGGUCAACAGCAGCAGCAACUGCCGAAGGUUCACAGAAAUGAGUCUCCAACAACCCAACCACUGUCAUUGCCAGAGUUGCAUGAGGAAAGUAAUCAUAAUUUGGCCCCUAUUCCUGUAACGAUCAAGCGAGAACCUGAGGAAUUGGACCAGAUGUACCUGGAUGAUGGGCAUGCGAGAGCACAGGAGCCCGAUGGAGCAAGAUGUGGCAUCACCAGUGGAAAAAUCCAAGGGCAGUAAUUACAGACAGCAAAGUGAACGUCAUGCUACAAAGCACUCUACAAGUAAAUGAAAUUAUAAGGAAUGACCUUUCCAGUACCAAUGUCCAUUCAUAGCUUUCAAUACGGACCUAGUAUGAACCCCCUCCUCACUUUUGACUUGGCUGGCGUGUCAGCCCAAGUAGAGAGAUACCGAAUAAACUGAAGACAUUGCCUGGUACCACACUCUGAUCUUCCACCUUACUGAAUGUCAGGAACUGAAGAUUUACCUCUUGCUUACAAAGAAGUAGCUCCUCAACUUCAGCUGAUGAAACAGCUCCUUUAAAGAAAAUCAUCUCAACAGAAAGAGGAGAGAGGACGCUCCGAGACGGCGCAUUUCAUGGGACAAAACUAGGAAACUCAGCAAAAUCUGAGUGCUUCUUCCCAGUGCUAAUCUUUUUUUGGCAUGGCACCGCUGGAAUACAGCCCUGGAAGUGCCUUAUUUUACCAGGUUGUGGCAUCAGGGCAUUUUUAAUAAGCUUUGAAUUUGCUACCAUUAAAGUGUUGGUAGGUGCAGAAACUAUAGAGCUUGCCUUCUGGAGAGUGAUAUUGGAAAAAAGCAUAGGACUCUGCAGCAAAGUAGGGGUAGCCAUCCCUACUCCAGCAGGGAUGAAUUCCAGAAUUUCUUCAGCUUUUCCUCUGCUGUAAUGUACAGCCUAUUGCCUUAUUCUCAGUGCAUUUCAAAAGACUCCUGAUUUGUCAUCAUCUCAGCUUUCUUUUGCAUAUUGUCUUUAUUACGUGCUAAUGAAUCAUAGGAUUGUUAGUAGUAGCAUGUUAAGAUUUUGAUUUUAAUCCAGCUUCAGUCAUAGCACAAGUGAGUUGAAUAGCACAAAAUAAAAAAGGUUGAUGGACAAAAAAUUGAAAUCUAUCUUUUACAUGAUAGAUGAAUGUGUAUGCAUGUACAUACAUACUAGUAUAUAUGCAUAUAUUUAUAUAUGACAAAUAAUAUAGAUGAUUGCCUAGUGAGGGCACUGAAUUUAGCAAUAAUUUCAAUUUCUGAGAAUGCAUUUCAGAUCCACAACAAGUAUUUCAGCUACUUCUUUUGAGGGUUUGUUGCACCUGAAGCAGGUAUGCAUUUUCUUUCCUCAUGCAGUUAAGCAAGCACUUUAGAUAGGCAAGAAGGAUGCAUACAAGAUACAUGUUAUUUACCAAAUGACAAAAUAUGAGUUAUAGUAACUGUAAAUACCAUUAUGGAAGAGUGUAAAAUAUUUGUUCAGUUAUAAUGUUAUUAUUCCGCAGAAGCCUUAUAACUCUCUGCUACAUGUAUGAAGAAGAAUAUUACCAAAAAACCGCAAGGGUUUAAUAUGCAGCGCUGUAUAGUGUGUUUUCAGAUUAGCUAAUGUUUCUGGAGCUACAGGUAGGCAUGUAGUGUAGCCUUUAACAUUGUAUUUUUUACAAUCAACCGCUUAUUAUAUAACUAGCAACAACUUAUUAUUUCAUAUAACCAAAAAGAUAAAAACAAAACUACAAUAAAAUAGCAUGACUUAAAUUAACAAUGUUUAACAUUAAUAUUGUGCCUUAGGAAUCUGUGCCCCCUCCUGGAAAUAGCGCUGAACUACUCCCGUGCUGGGGUGGCUCCACCUCAUGCAGUGGCAAGGAACAGGUUUCACAAGGUGAAAUCCUCCGAAGCGUUUUAAAACAUUAUUCUGUAUAAUUAUGUCUUACUUUCUUUAGAAAAAAAAAAAUGAAAGCCAUAUUUGUCACAUUUGCACAUUACUGUGAAGACAUGAGAAUAUAAUAUGGCUAUCUGUACAUAAUAUGCUGUUAUCGGUCCUUAUAAUGGUCUGUUAUUCUUCAGCUGUUUAAUCCCAGUUAUUUACCCUGUAUUUAGCGUUGUAGACAUUGCAUGAAAUAUUUCUUAUAGACUGCCAUAUGAAAAGUUAAAAAGCUUGACAGAUGUCAGCUUGACUUGUAGCUAGAAAAUAGAUCCAAUAAAGCAAAAUGUUUUGCUGGAAGCUAGUCUUAGAGUGGUUCAUUUUAUGUUACCUUGACAAAUCUUUUCUGAUAUAAAAUAAGCAUUUUUACUUUAUAUACAUAUAUAUAUGAAUAUGUAUCUCCAUCUCUUCUAUUUGAAGCUGUUUGCAUCCUGCUGCAUCCUGCUAAUGUAACCAUCUUAGUAUGGAAGUAAAGUCUCUUGUCAACAGACUAUUCUUCAUUUUCCCCCUGCAUUUAAAGAUGUUGCUGCCAAGGAGAGAAAAUGAUAUAUGAUAUAAUUCUCAGAUUUUAUUAUCUCAGUAUUUCAGAAAUGUCAACAGAGUGUGCAUGGAGGAAUCUCUGGUUAUGCCAAAGCAUUUUCUUAUUCAUAUACAUAAAUACCUUGGGUGAGGCUUUUACGAUACAGGACGAUACACACACACACACAGAGGUGCACCCUCCACAUGUUCCUAUUUCGGCAGUAAUUUUAGCAAGGUUUUCAACUGUAUGAGUUGGAUAUGUUGCACGUCCUUUAUCCUUAUUUUUAUUUUCCUUCUCAAAGCUAUUUUGGAAAAAAACAACCAACCAACCAACCAAACCUGUUUACUUUUAAGCCUGGAUAAUGGAAGAUUAAGCAUCUCUUGUAUAUGUAUUCAUAAAAUAAAAAUGAAAGCAGAAAUA